Messenger RNA from Lampris incognitus (smalleye Pacific opah), 3090 nucleotides. RefSeq names its product serine (or cysteine) peptidase inhibitor, clade H, member 2 (gene serpinh2). Gene Ontology annotation, cellular component: endoplasmic reticulum. Lineage: Eukaryota; Metazoa; Chordata; Actinopteri; Lampriformes; Lampridae. The record is from RefSeq and is a predicted model, not a curated record. The transcript is spliced from 5 exons. The coding region runs from base 111 to 1397 and encodes 428 amino acids. Gene Ontology annotation, biological process: negative regulation of endopeptidase activity; collagen fibril organization. Gene Ontology annotation, molecular function: serine-type endopeptidase inhibitor activity.
GGGACUUCCUCUUUCCGCUGCCACGUCUGUGCGCAGUUACUGCCCCCCCCCCCCCGACUGUAAAAGAAACCCCAAGGACGCCGGCGGAGGAGCGGAGUGAACUCGAAUUAAUGAAACGAUCUGCCAUGUUGCGUCGACACUUCGUCUGCCUCCUUGCCUUUCUAGCAGCUCUCCUUGUACUUGGGAGCACCACUGACUCAGUUAAAGAGACCCCUGCCGCGCCUGCCAGUGCGCCACCCCGCCCACCAUCACCCCUCAGUGACCCUAGCUGGGCCCUGGGUCUGCGUCUGUAUCAGGUUCUCCGCUCUACCAGGGCCGGCUCCCAGAACACCCUCUUCUCCCCCUUGCUGUUGGCCUCCUCCCUGGGGGCGUUGUCUGGAGGUUCUAGGGGUACCACCUCCAGCCAGCUCCUGGACCUACUCAAGACCCCCUCUCCUCCCAAGGCAGGGCCCCAGGCUGGAGAAAUUUUAUCCCAGGCUCUGAGGAGUCUUGCAGAGGCCAACGGCACAAGUUUCCGCCUGCAUAGUUCGUCAUCUCUCUUCUCCAAGCAGGCCCCAUCCAUUGAUCUGGCCUUUGUGAAGGAGAGCCAAGCCCGUUUUGGGCUGCAGCACCAGCCGCUGGGGAAGGGAGACUCUAAGGCUGACCUGGAGCAGCUCCAUGCCUGGGCCAAGGCUGGCUUGGGUGGGUUAGACGGUGCUCCUCUCGGGGCAGAGAUCAAGGCAAACGCUGGCGCCCUGUUAUUGGCGAAUGCCCUGAACUUUAAAGGGCUCUGGGAGAGAGAGUUUGGCGAGGACAGCAUGGAUCGCCGUACGUUCCUGGGCACCAAAUACACCAAGGUGCAGAUGAUGCACAAAGCAGGUUUGCACCGUCACUAUGAGGACAUGGAGAACAUGGUGCAGGUAUUGGAGAUCGGUUUGUCAGGAGGGAAGGUCAGCAUGGUCCUCCUGCUGCCCUUCCAUAUAGAAAGUCUGACCCGGCUGGACAAGCUGCUGACUGUGGAGAUACUCACCAGUUGGUUGGAGAAAACCACAGAUAUGAGCAUUGCCAUCUCUCUGCCCAAGGCUAACAUCACUAGCACUCUCAGUUUGCAGAAACAGCUUGCAGCACUGGGUCUGACUGAUGCGUGGGAUCAGAAGACGGCCGAUUUCUCCGGGGUGUCCUCCAAGAGCCGGGGGAAGCUCCAUCUGGGCAGCGUGCUCCACUGGGCCUCCCUGGAGCUAGCCGCCGAGGCCGGCGAAGGAGCAGCCAAGCUGGGAGAUGAGAUGCUGGGGAAGCCCAAGCUUUUCUACGCGGAUCACUCCUUCAUCGUCCUGGUGAGGGACAACGCCACUGGAGCCCUGCUGCUUAUAGGGGCCCUGGACCACGCAGAGGGAGAGGCCCUGCACGAUGAACUCUAAAACCCACGGGGGGACGACUAUUAACGGUCCCCUCUCUCUAUCCUUUUUCCUCUCUCACAGCCGACACUGAAUUUGCUCUCCUUCUUAUUCUCUCUGGCGCCGUCCAUCGCAGAGUACACAGUAUUUUGUGAGUAGAGACAUUGUCAUUCUCCGUGGCACGCCGUCAGACUACAGCCAGCUGUUACACAAUGACACCCCGUUGUACCAACAUUGACAUCGGUGUGCCUGACUAUAGCACGCACACGCAAGCACUUGCUGACACCUACAGGAAUGGAUCUCCGCUUCAAAACCUAAUUGUUGACAGAAAUAUCAAAAACUGCCAACUCGGAGAGACUUGGAAUUGAGGCAAGCACACAAAGCCUCUUUCUAGCCCUCUUGCUCCCUCUUUGUGUGUGUGUGUGUGUGUGUGUGUGUGUGUGUGUGUGUGUGUGUGUGUGUGUGUGUAUAACUCGCCACUAAAUGAACUGGCAAACUGCAGUGCACUGAAAAACACCAGCAUGCUGACAGGCAGCAGUGGCUGCAUGGACAACACCUGAACAGGAGAAACAACAAGGAACUUGAACCAACAGUGGUUCAUAGUGACAAGGCAGUUCUCCAUAUCAGACAAGUGGUGGAACAGGUGUGAGUGUAUGUACUUGUGUGUGUGUGUUAGAUGAUGGGCAGAUGAAGGGUGCCCGGGUAGCCCAUCUCCGGGUGGAUGAGCUGCCAGGGGCCUGUGUCUGGUCCCUUGGGCUGCGUCCGAGGGGAGACUGAUGGAUCAGCCGACUGCUUAUUGAUGGGCCGGCUUAAUGCUAAUGGAUGUAAUGACUCACAACGCUUGUCAACAACACGGAGAGGACAGGGAACCUUUUAAUCUCUUAAUACCUUCAGGGAUCAAUGAGGGCCCUGGCCUCCACCCUGAUACCGUUAGGCUGCCCAAACCCUGAGCGUGACUCAAACCGCUCAGCUUCAGUGUAAAGGCUCGUUUUAUGAUUAUUACCACAGUCAACAACGGUAUCGAGUCUCUGCAAUUUUUCAAAAUUUUUGUAUAACCUGCCAUGAUGGAGCGAUUAAUGAAUGAACAAGAAUUGUGGCUACAGGAGUGCAUGUCUGAUAUUUUUGAUAAGGGCUUUGGUGUCUUUUUUUACAACAUUUGAAUAUUGUAUUAAAAUGAACAUUUCCUAGAUCCUUAAGCUUCUUUCGUGAUCUGCGUCUGUAUAUCAGUAUCAUCACCUGAGCUUCAUACUGUACAAACCCGUCAAACGAUUGCUGUUAAGCUAUGGUGUUGCAUCAGUGGUCGCCGUAACUCAUUCUUUCUUGACAGCUCAGAUAUAGAUAGAUAUAUAGAUAUAGGCCUAGACAAGGAUUUAGGUCUGUUUUUUACUUUCCCUGAGAUGGAAUGGUUGGCGUUGAGCCUCAGGGAUGAAUGGAAGUAGAUUUAGAGCUCCAAACUAGCAUCAGUUAUUGCACUUUGAGUGGUAACAAAUGGCAGACUCAGAGGGCCUACAACAUUCCACAGCCAAGCAUGGUCCCAAACUUUCAGAACAAACUUCACAAAGGCUACGAAACAAGAGAGGAAAAUCUGUCCGUUUCUUUUCCAGAAAUGAAUUAUUGAGAAAUGAAAAAGAAUGGGGGAAAAAAGUCGCUCCUUGCCAUUAAUCUUAAAGAAGAAUAAGUGUCUCUGCAUCUGCGAUGUUUUAUUAAAACGCCAGAC